Molecule: messenger RNA, 838 nt
Organism: Stegostoma tigrinum
Lineage: Eukaryota; Metazoa; Chordata; Chondrichthyes; Orectolobiformes; Stegostomatidae
Product: histone H2B 1/2-like
Exons: 1
Coding region: 1-381 (126 amino acids)
Cellular component (GO): nucleosome
Molecular function (GO): structural constituent of chromatin; DNA binding; protein heterodimerization activity
Source: RefSeq, a predicted model, not a curated record
AUGCCGGAUGAGAAGAAAGCGCAGGCAACUUCCAAGAAGGGCGCCAAAAAAAUCAUCAAGAAGGCGCCGGGGAAAGGCGGCAAGACAAAGAAACGAUCCAGGAAAGAAAGUUACGCCGUCUACAUCUAUAAAGUGAUGAAGCAGGUUCACCCCGACACCGGCAUCUCCUCCAAGGCGAUGAGCAUCAUGAACUCGUUCGUCAAGGAUAUUUUCGAGCGUAUCGCGGGGGAGGCUUCCCGCCUGGCCCAUUACAACAAGCGCAGGACCAUCAGCUCCCGGGAGAUCCAGACCGCGGUGCGGCUGCUGCUGCCUGGGGAGCUGGCCAAGCACGCCGUGUCGGAGGGUACAAAGGCGGUGACCAAGUACACCAGCUCCAAGUGAGACCCCACAUUGUGCUGAGAAAAACACACAUCCAAAACCCAACGGCUCUUUUCAGAGCCACCCACAAUUUCAAUGAAGCAGUUGAACCAUUUUACGUUUGUAAAUGAUUCUCGGUGUCUAUGGUUAAUGUCCCUAAUCUUUAUCUUUGUUUACACAAACGUUCUAAACAUUACCGUGCGGUCCCUGUCCCUCUGUCGGUUAGUUUCGGUUGCCUUCCUACCCAGUCUCUCCUCCCUCCCUGUACAGAAAGCACAUUCAUCGUCACUCAGUCAUUUUUUUUUCAACAACUCCUUUGUGUUCCAGUUAUUAUUUACCCCUUGAUCAGGAAUUUCACCCCCUGGAAAGAAAACUAACUGCUCGAGUCCCACGAACAGAUGUUGGGGGAUACUUGUCAUUGAGGAUAUCAGCUGUCGGUGAGAGGCUUUCAAAAUGAGCUGAGAUAAAGCCCGAGCCAGGA